Messenger RNA from Pseudomyrmex gracilis, 1960 nucleotides. Its product is annotated as aminoacylase-1-like. Gene Ontology annotation, biological process: amino acid metabolic process. Gene Ontology annotation, cellular component: cytoplasm. Lineage: Eukaryota; Metazoa; Arthropoda; Insecta; Hymenoptera; Formicidae. The record is from RefSeq and is a predicted model, not a curated record. Gene Ontology annotation, molecular function: aminoacylase activity. The transcript has 5 exons. Bases 239 to 1447 code for a protein of 402 amino acids.
GACGGGAUUCCUCGUCGCGACGUGUGUGCGGCGACGUUCGUGACAGUCGGUUACGGCGGCGUUCGACGGACGUGCGACGAGAGACGAGCGAGAGAGUCGUCACCUGUCACAGGAUUCGAUCCGCGCGAGAGGACCUCCGGGAGAGAACCGGCAGAGAGAUCGGCGAAAGAGAGAGAACUGCGAAACGGGGGAUUCACACACGCACUUUGGGAGCUGCUCCCUUAGCCACGCGAACGUCAUGUCUCCGUCUCGAGCCGAGCUGGACGAAACAGCUGUCGAGAAUUUUCGCGAGUACCUGCGGAUACCGUCGGUGCAGCCUGACAUCAAUUACGAUGCGUGUGUGGAAUUCAUCACCAAACAGGCCAAGUCUCUCGACUUGCCGGUCAAGAUCUAUCACGUGGAUCCAAAGAAACCAAUUGUGGUUCUCACCUGGAUUGGAACGCAGCCAGACAAAUCAUCGAUUCUCCUAAACAGUCACAUGGACGUUGUACCGGUCUUUGAAGACAAAUGGACCUAUCCGCCGUUCAGCGCCCACAUGGACGAGGAGGGCAAUAUUUACGCGCGGGGCAGUCAGGACAUGAAGUGCGUGGGGAUAGAGUAUCUGGAGGCGAUUCGCCGACUGAAGCUGAAGGGGGUACGCUGCGAGCGCACCAUCCACGUUUCGUUCGUGCCGGACGAAGAGAUCGGCGGUGUUCUCGGAAUGAGGGACUUCGUGCACACCGAGGAUUUCAAAGCUCUGAACGUGGGCUUCGCUCUGGACGAGGGUGUGUCCAGUCCGACGGAAUGCUACUAUAUGUUUUACGGAGAGAGAUCGAUCUGGCACGUGCAAGUUAGAUGCAAGGGCAGUCUCGGUCACGGCUCGAUCUUGCUUGACAACACAGCCGGGGAAAAACUGAGAGUCGUGAUCGACCGCUUCAUGGAUUUUAGAGCUCAGGAGAGAAAGAAGCUGGGAAAUCCCAAAGAAGUAACAGAUCUUGGCAACGUGACGACAAUAAAUCUUACAAAAAUUUGGGGUGGAGUACAGACCAAUGUUUUGCCCGAGGAACUUAACGCCAUGUUCGACAUUCGAUUGGCGCCUACCGUCGAUCACGAUGAGUUCGAGAACACGAUUAAGCGCUGGUGCGAGGAAGCGGGUCCGGACGUGACCUAUUGCUUCGAGGAGAAGAAUCCGAAGAUCGAGAACACCAAACUCGACAGCACGAAUCCUUUCUGGCUCGCCUUCAAAAAGACUUGCGACGAAAUGGGUGCCGAGUUGAAAAUCGGCAUUUUCCCAGGAGGCUCGGACAGUCGUUUCGUGCGCGGGGUAGGCACCCCCGCUAUCUGCUUCUCUCCGAUAAACAACACAAAGAUACUUCUCCACGAUACCGACGAAUAUUUGAACAAAAACGUAUUUCUGAAAGGAAUAGAAGUGUACACCAAGAUCAUACCUGCCGUUGCCAAUGUUUAAACGAGAGAAAAAGAAAACACAUAAAUGAUAACAAAUACUGGUGCCAUAAUAAUAUGCUUUUUACAAAGUUGCUAUCGCAACUUCGCUGAGUAACUCCACUCACAGUGAUGAGAUUAUCAAAGAUUAUUCAAAGAGUUUGAAUGCGAAAAUGUGCAAUAAUAUGCAACUGGUUUUACAGUAUAAUUUUACAAUACAUAUAAUCUAUUCAGAGUUUAUAUAUAUACAUAUAUAUAUACACACAUAGUACAUACAAAAUAUUAUAACGUUUCGAGAGUUUAUUGUUGUUGGAUAUAUUUUUCUCUCCAAAGAGAUACGAGCCAAAGGUAUAAGAGGAAGAAGACUGAAGAAAUAUCUGUGAGAAAAUAACAAUUAAAACAAACUUAAGACUGGAAUCUAACCAAGCCGAGAGAUAAGAAAGCAAAAGAAGCAGAAGAAUUGUUGAAAAAAAAAAAAGAUAACGGGAGAAAAAUCUACGGGAGGAAGUAGAUCGGAUGCAAAAUGAACAAAAAUUGU